Molecule: messenger RNA, 3651 nt
Organism: Emys orbicularis (European pond turtle)
Lineage: Eukaryota; Metazoa; Chordata; Testudines; Emydidae
Gene: KCNMA1
Product: potassium calcium-activated channel subfamily M alpha 1
Exons: 28
Coding region: 1-3651 (1216 amino acids)
Biological process (GO): potassium ion transmembrane transport
Cellular component (GO): postsynaptic membrane
Molecular function (GO): large conductance calcium-activated potassium channel activity
Source: RefSeq, a predicted model, not a curated record
AUGGCAAAUGGCAGCGGCGUCGGCAGCAGCAGCAGCGCCUCGGGAGGCAGCGGCGGCAUUAGAAUGAGUAACAGCAUCAGCGCCAACAAUCUCAACACGGACUCGUCCUCGUCCCCGGUCAGCGUGCCCAAGAUGGAUGCGCUCAUCAUCCCGGUGACCAUGGAGGUGCCCUGCGAUAGCCGCGGACAGCGCAUGUGGUGGGCUUUCCUCGCCUCGUCCAUGGUCACGUUCUUUGGCGGGCUCUUUAUCAUCCUGCUCUGGAGGACCCUCAAGUACCUGUGGACCGUCUGCUGUCACUGCGGGGUCAAAAACAAGGAGGCCCAGAAGAUUAAUGCUGGUGGGGAGACCCAGGCUGAUGGAACCUGCAAACCUACAGAUGAGAAAGAGGAGACUGUCGCAGCGGAAGUGGGCUGGAUGACCUCUGUGAAAGACUGGGCAGGAGUGAUGAUAUCUGCCCAGACUCUAACCGGCAGAGUCCUUGUUGUCUUAGUCUUUGCUCUUAGUAUUGGUGCUCUUGUAAUAUACUUCAUAGAUUCGUCAAACCCAAUAGAAUCCUGCCAGAAUUUCUACAAAGAUUUCACGUUACAGAUAGACAUGGCUUUUAACGUGUUCUUCCUACUCUACUUCGGCUUGCGUUUCAUUGCAGCCAAUGACAAGCUGUGGUUUUGGCUGGAAGUUAACUCGGUAGUAGAUUUCUUCACAGUCCCUCCAGUGUUUGUGUCAGUGUAUUUAAACAGAAGUUGGCUUGGUUUAAGAUUUUUAAGAGCCCUUAGACUGAUACAGUUUUCAGAAAUUUUGCAGUUUCUGAAUAUCCUAAAAACAAGUAAUUCCAUCAAGCUGGUGAAUCUGUGCUCUAUAUUUAUCAGCACAUGGCUGACAGCAGCUGGGUUCAUACAUUUGGUGGAGAACUCAGGGGAUCCAUGGGAAAAUUUCCAAAAUAACCAACCACUUACAUAUUGGGAAUGUGUUUAUUUACUAAUGGUUACAAUGUCCACUGUUGGCUAUGGAGAUGUUUAUGCAAAAACAACCCUUGGUCGCCUUUUCAUGGUCUUCUUCAUCCUCGGGGGAUUGGCCAUGUUUGCCAGCUACGUCCCUGAAAUCAUAGAGUUAAUAGGAAACCGCAAGAAAUAUGGUGGUUCCUAUAGUGCGGUUAGUGGAAGAAAGCACAUAGUUGUCUGUGGUCACAUAACACUUGAAAGUGUGUCCAACUUCCUGAAGGACUUCCUGCACAAGGACAGGGAUGAUGUGAACGUGGAAAUCGUCUUUCUGCAUAAUAUCUCCCCUAACCUUGAGCUGGAAGCUCUUUUUAAACGACAUUUCACUCAGGUGGAAUUUUAUCAGGGUUCAGUUCUCAAUCCGCAUGACCUGGCAAGAGUAAAGAUAGAGUCAGCAGAUGCAUGCCUAAUCCUUGCCAAUAAAUACUGCGCUGACCCAGAUGCUGAAGAUGCCUCCAAUAUUAUGAGAGUAAUUUCCAUAAAGAAUUACCAUCCGAAGAUAAGAAUUAUCACUCAGAUGCUGCAGUAUCAUAACAAGGCCCAUCUGCUAAAUAUCCCAAGCUGGAAUUGGAAAGAAGGGGAUGACGCAAUCUGUCUUGCUGAGCUCAAGCUGGGUUUCAUAGCCCAGAGCUGCCUGGCACCGGGCCUCUCGACAAUGCUAGCCAACCUCUUCUCUAUGAGGUCAUUCAUAAAGAUUGAGGAGGAUACGUGGCAGAAAUACUAUCUAGAAGGAGUCUCAAAUGAAAUGUAUACAGAAUAUCUAUCUAGUGCCUUUGUGGGUCUGUCUUUCCCUGCAGUUUGUGAACUGGUGUUUGCGAAGCUAAAGCUCUUAAUGAUAGCCAUAGAAUACAAGUCAGAAAAACGGGAAAGCAGUAUAUUAAUCAAUCCUGGAAACCAUGUCAAGAUUCAAGAAGGUACUUUAGGAUUCUUCAUUGCAAGUGAUGCCAAAGAAGUGAAAAGGGCAUAUUUUUACUGCAAGGCCUGUCAUGAUGACAUCACAGAUCCCAAAAGGAUAAAAAAAUGUGGCUGCAAACGGCCCAAGAUGUCCAUCUACAAGAGAAUGAAACUGGCAUGUUGUUUUGAUUGCGGACGCUCUGAGCGUGACUGCUCUUGCAUGUCAGGCAGUGUACAUAGUAACAUGGACACCCUUGAGAGAGCCUUCCCACUUUCUUCUGUCUCUGUUAAUGAUUGCUCCACCAGUUUACGUGCCUUUGAAGAUGAACAUCCGUCGACACUGUCACCCAAAAAAAAGCAGCGAAAUGGAGGCAUGAGAAAUUCACCCAACUCCUCGCCCAAACUGAUGAGGCAUGACCCCUUGUUAAUUCCCGGCAAUGAGCAGAUUGACAACAUGGAUGCCAGUGUGAAAAAAUAUGACUCCACGGGGAUGUUUCAUUGGUGUCCAGGAAAGGACAUUGAAAAGGUCAUUUUGACACGGAGUGAAGCAGCGAUGACAGUUUUAAGUGGUCAUGUGGUCGUUUGCAUAUUCGGGGAUGCUAAGUCUGCAUUGAUUGGAGUAAGAAAUCUAGUGAUGCCAUUACGAGCCAGCAACUUUCACUACCAUGAACUCAAGCACAUUGUGUUUGUGGGUUCACUUGAAUAUUUGAAAAGGGAAUGGGAGACGCUACAUAACUUCCCCAAGGUUUCAAUCUUGCCUGGUACGCCAUUAAGUCGGGCUGAUUUAAGGGCUGUCAACAUCAACCUCUGCGACAUGUGCGUUAUCCUGUCAGCCAAUCAGAAUAAUAUUGAUGAUGCUUCGCUGCAGGACAAGGAAUGCAUCUUGGCGUCACUCAACAUCAAAUCUAUGCAGUUUGAUGACAGCAUUGGGGUCUUGCAGGCUAAUUCCCAAGGGUUUACGCCACCAGGAAUGGAUAGGUCAUCUCCAGACAACAGUCCAGUCCAUGGUCUGUUACGUCAACCCUCAAUCACAACAGGAGCCAACAUACCUAUUAUAACAGAGCUAGUAAACGAUUCAAACGUUCAGUUUUUGGACCAAGAUGAUGACGACGACCCAGACACAGAAUUGUAUCUUACACAGCCAUUUGCAUGUGGAACCGCAUUCGCCGUCAGUGUAUUGGACUCCCUCAUGAGCGCUACAUACUUCAAUGACAAUAUCCUCACACUGAUACGGACGUUGGUAACAGGAGGAGCCACACCAGAGCUGGAAGCGCUGAUUGCUGAGGAGAAUGCACUGAGAGGAGGCUACAGCACGCCCCAGACACUUGCAAACAGGGACAGGUGUCGAGUUGCUCAGUUGGCUUUGUAUGAUGGGCCAUUUGCAGACCUAGGGGAUGGUGGUUGUUAUGGAGAUCUGUUUUGUAAAGCACUGAAAACAUACAAUAUGCUUUGUUUUGGAAUUUACCGAUUGAGGGAUGCACAUCUAAGCACACCUAGCCAAUGCACUAAACGCUAUGUUAUCACAAAUCCACCCUAUGAGUUUGAGCUUGUGCCCACAGACCUGAUCUUCUGUUUGAUGCAAUUUGACCACAAUGCUGGCCAGUCCCGGGCCAGUCUCUCUCAUUCAUCCCAUUCUUCCUACUCCUCCAGCAAAAAGAGCUCAUCGGUACACUCUAUCCCAUCGACAGCAAACCGACAGAACCGCACCAAGACUCGGGACUCCCGGGAAAAACAGAAGUAUGUGCAAGAAGAUAGACUUUGA